UCAUCCUCUUCAUUCACAACAUUCCACCAACAGAGAAGGUGAUCAUUGUCAUCAAUAAGCAAGCAUAUAUAAUAUAAUAGUAUAUCAUGAACUGGAGUUCAGGGCUUCACACGAACAAUGGAAACAAGAAGUUCAAGGGAAUCCGGCGCCGGAAGUGGGGCAAAUGGGUCUCCGAGAUUCGAGUUCCGGGCAGCCAAGAACGCCUCUGGCUUGGAACCUACGCCACGGCGGAGGCUGCGGCGGUGGCUCACGACGUCGCCGUGUACUGCCUGAGGAGGCCUUCCACGGCGGAGAAGCUCAACUUCCCGGAGGCCUUGUCCUCCUACUGUGCUCACCAGAGGGAUGACAUGUCUCCGAGGUCUGUUCAGAGGGUGGCUUCGGAUUUCGCCAUGGACGUUGAUGCGCGCAAGGUCGCAGCAGGGGAAACAGAGAGUCACGUGAGUAGUGAGAACAGAGCACGUGAUGGUGGUCACGUGCGUAGCAGUAGUGGUGCACAUGAUGCUGGACAAGUUGCAAGUGCGGAUGUUGAUGUGUUGUGGUGGGAAGGUUUGGGUGGGGAUGAUGGUGGGGCCGCUUGGCAAGGAUUAAUGUCUAGAGAUUAUGGAGAAGGGGAGGCUUUAAGCAUUUCCAUUGAAGAUUAUCUUUAAAUAAGGCUUGAUCCAAGAUUUGAAUUGAGUUACUAGAUGAUGUUUUGGGUGUGGGUUACUUAAUUGUAUAGAUUAGUAGUUAUUGUCAUGAAUGAACCGGUUUAAAUUGCAGUUAUGUUACGGCUGCAAUUGCGGGUUGAUACGGCUGCAAUUGCAGUUGCUAUACCUAUUCGGGGAUUCCAAAACGGUUAAGUUGUCGAUGCAAUUGCAGUUGGUUGCAUACUGCAAUUUGAAACCCGGGUGUGAGUAUGACAAAUAGGUAUAAAUGUAUGAGAUCAUUUUGCUUCUAAGAAGAUGUUUUGGCUGCCUUUUAAAGCAAAGGAAAAUGAGGUGGGGGAAAAGAUAAUGGAAUUGGUUCAUUUCACAGA
Molecule: messenger RNA, 1015 nt
Organism: Lotus japonicus
Lineage: Eukaryota; Viridiplantae; Streptophyta; Magnoliopsida; Fabales; Fabaceae
Product: ethylene-responsive transcription factor ERF019-like
Exons: 1
Coding region: 87-647 (186 amino acids)
Biological process (GO): regulation of DNA-templated transcription
Molecular function (GO): DNA-binding transcription factor activity; DNA binding
Source: RefSeq, a predicted model, not a curated record